Molecule: messenger RNA, 1558 nt
Organism: Cryptomeria japonica (Japanese cedar)
Lineage: Eukaryota; Viridiplantae; Streptophyta; Pinopsida; Cupressales; Cupressaceae
Exons: 12
Coding region: 175-1125 (316 amino acids)
Cellular component (GO): intracellular membrane-bounded organelle
Molecular function (GO): thiolester hydrolase activity
Source: RefSeq, a predicted model, not a curated record
CCAUGUUCCUAACAUUCCUGAGCACGUGAUUUUGUUCAAAGCGAUUCCAUUUUAUUUAAAUAAAAAAAAAACAAAACGGAUUUACAUUUUAUGUAUAUAUUUACAAAUUUUCCUCAGAAUGCGUACUAUUUAAGAUCCGCGCUUAUUCUCGGAUAAUCAGAGCGAACGACGUAAAUGGCCACGGCGUUUCGUCUCCUCCUCCUCCUCGGCACUGCAGCGUUGUUUACUACUGUCUAUUCAACUCCCUUCAUCGUCCUGCACGGCAUUGGUGAUAGAUGUAGGAACAAAGGUGUCAAACAAUUCACUGAGCUACUAAGCAAUUGGUCUAGCUCUGAAGGAACAUGCUUAGAAAUUGGAGAGGGGUCAGUGACUUCCUGGAUUAUGCCUCUAAUGGAACAGACUGAAAUUGCAUGUGAGAAGGUGAAAUCAAUGCCAGAAUUGAAGGACGGUUACAACAUCGUUGGUUUAUCUCAGGGUAAUGUAAUAGGCCGGGGAAUUAUCGAGUUUUGUGAUGACGGACCUCCUGUUAAAAAUAUGAUCUCAUUGGGUGGACCACAUGCUGGAACUGCAUCAGUGCCUCUUUGUGGGACAUCAUUUAUCUGCGCACUUGUUGAUGCCUUGAUUAAGGGUGAAUUAUAUUCUGAAUUUGUACAGGAACACCUAGCUCCAAGUGGUUAUCUCAAAAUACCAACGGAUAUAUCUGAAUACUUAGAAGGUUGCAGAUUUCUCCCGAAGCUUAAUAAUGAGUUACCUGGUCAUAGAAAUUCCACAUAUAAAGAGCGCUUCAGUGGUCUUGAAAAUUUGAUCCUGAUCAUGUUCGAGCAUGAUACUGUUUUGAUCCCACGAGAAACUGCAUGGUUUGGAUAUUAUCUGGAUGGUAACUUCAGUGUGAUAUUAUCUCCACAGGAGACUGCACUAUACAAAGAAGAUUGGAUUGGGUUGAAAGCUUUGGAUGAUGCUGGAAAAGUGAAAUAUAUCAGUACACCUGGGAAUCACCUUGAUAUCACUCAUGAUUGCAUGCUCAAGUACAUUGUUCCAUACUUAGAAGAUGCAAGUGCACAUGAAUUGGUUAAGCAACAAAUUAUACAGCCAUAUGGAUUGAACAUGCAAAACCAUACAAUGUAAAAACAUUUUCCUGCAUGCAGUAAACUAUAGGCAUCUGUCACACAAAACAUCUUAUGAUAAUCAAUCGUGAAAAUUUACAGUGGUGAUUGUAUUCUGCUAGGUUUGAUCAAAAGACAAAUUCACUGAUCUAUAUUUAAACCUUAAAUAACAUUUUACAGUGGGUGUUUGUAAAUUGAUUCUUGGGAAAGUCCAACGUAUGAGUAUCCAUACCAUGGACAGUAAACCUUCUAGCUUAUUUUGGCAUAAAUAUAUACCCAAAGGAAAUAGAACCCUCUUAACGAGCUGCUUCGCUUGGUGUGGUCGAGCAUUUGAUAAGUGCAAACUGGUGUAUCUCGAGGAAGGAUAUUUGUAAAAUGAAUUAUUGUAAUAAUUCUUGCUUGACAGAAAGGGUUUUGUUAGAAGCUAAUGUAGGUUAUAUUGGUUCCACAUGAAA